This is a messenger RNA of Spirodela intermedia, 9690 nucleotides long. NCBI's taxonomy places the organism in Eukaryota, Viridiplantae, Streptophyta, Magnoliopsida, Alismatales, Araceae. The record is from the annotation of a GenBank genome assembly.
AUGGCUUCUGCGCAGUCUAUGUCCGGUAGCGCUCCCCUCCCCCAGUCCUCUCGCCUCCCCGCGGAUUCCUCCUACUGCGAGUCCCCCCACAUCUUCGUUGGUUUCUUAUUUUCCGAGGGUUUCGGAUUGAGUUGGAGCGUGACGAAGGAUCGGUGUUUCGCCGGAUCAUGCAGUGUCCGUGGAGUGUCUGAAGGUGCGCAGGCUGUCCAGCGGGAACGGCGGCGGGGGGAGGUACGAAUGCAGCGUUAUUUCCUGCGCGUGGAAAGCUCCGAGGACUCUAACGGGGUUCCUCGCGAGCACGACGCAGCCUCAAUGCUCCCCGCUCGACGGACGGGUAGGAGGCCGGGAAUUGUUGUGCCGUGGAAUUCCUGUGAGCAAUACUAACUGAUGAAGUUCUCAUCCCUCUCUUGUUCUCCGAUGAAAGAACCACACGUUCACUCCAGUUGAUGAAUUGGGUUUUAAGCAAUCGCUAGUUACACCCAUCUUCGUUUGAAAACGGUGGCGAUUUUAUUCCGGAGAACUUUUUCCUUUUUUCUGUUCUUCAAAAAUAACUAAGUGAGAUUUGUAAACCGAAAGAGGCCACAAAAUAACAGAAAGGGAAAGAAUUUCUUCCGAAAACAGCAUGAAAACUUCAGAUUCUCCUGAAUUUUUCUUCAGGUAAUUGACCCUUUUCGUCUCCAUUAUACUAUCAUAGAUUAGUAGUUCAUGCGGAAUAUCCCCAAUCUGACGAGUCUUGGACUGAUGCUGACCACCACUUAUGCUCCAGAAUCUCAGGGUUUAGGGUCUCAUCCGUCAUCAAGAAUUUUCUUCCUUCUGAAUCCUAAAUUUGCAGAAAACCUAAGGUCAUCCUGGGCUUAGAUCUUCUUCCAAUUGUGACAAAAAUAAAGAGAACGCAAGAUGUUGCCGAGCGCAGUAGCAAUUUAUUAUUUGGGCUAGUAGAGACAUCAUAUCCCACCAAUUUGUUCUACGUGAAGCUAAUGCUGUCAUCUAAUAAGGCAUCACUACCAAACUCCUUAGUUGAAAAAUGGACUGUGUUGAAGAUAAUCUUUCCCAUGACACAUAUCACCAGUAGAUGGUCAAUGGUUUCCUCCUGCACUUCAUGCAUUGUUUAGCCUUGCGUUCAUUCAUCAGUCUCAACGAGAAAAAUCAUUGAUGGGUUCAUUUAUCCGGAUAUUCAUAUCAGGAACAGCUCCCAUGGGAAAAUUCUAGUGUGCUGCUCUGAUAAUGUAUAAGCUGAAAUAUUUUUUUCACGCAAAAUAAAGUUGAGGGUAGUUCACAAAUCUUGAAGUUCAUAACGCAAUACCAUUAGUUAUUUUUUGAUUUACCUCUUUUUUAGAGGGGGGUUUCAAAUGUGUAAUUCAAUACUGUAGACUCUUUUUCUUUUAGAUGAUGAAAACAGACUUUGGUCAGAAACGAUAAUAAUGCAGAGUACCACAGCAAGAUGACAAGGACUAUCAUGCAAGAAGAUGGUGAAGAAGCUAGUGUUUUCUGUAAAAGACCCAGGAUUUGAAUCCUCUUUUUUGAAACGUUAUACGAUUGUGGGGUUGCAAACUUGAAAUUUUUUAUCAACAGAGACACUAGUCUUUAGUCUCUUGGAGUCUGAUGGAAAGAAUCAUUUACAUGCUCCCCCAAUUCUAGCUUCAUAUAUUGACCGAGUUUAUUAUUUGCUUAGCUGAUGCAUAUUAGAUUUUUUUUCUCAGUCUUAUCCAAAUUUAGCCUGCAUCCUUAUCAAUGAUUUGACCAUUUACAUUCAUAUUCUGCAAGAAUGUAAAUCUAUAUUAAAUUAUGCUCAAUAUUUUAAUUUAAAUAGCAGUGUUCUCUCCAACAAGGUUGCUCAAGUUUACCACUCCUUGAUAUCUAUAACCGUGAUCAUCAGAUGCUUGGUUUCUCGUGAGAAUUGAAGUCCCAUCUUUAUGAGAAGAUGAACUUUCUUAUUCAUAACUCUACCUGUUGUCCUAAUUUUUCUAUGUUAUGCUGGAAUCUUUAUUGUAAUGAUUUCUUGAAUUACAGACUGUGUGGAGAUAUGAAGCCCUUGAUGAUGGAGAUAACAACUCAAUUGCCACUGAUUAUUUGGUCUCUGAGAAAACUACGAGAUAUAAAUUUUUAUCUCUUCCUGGUCGAAAGUGGAGGUUAAGAUGUUCUUCAUCAUUUUCAGAGGCCUCUGAGUUCUCCUGCGAAACAUUGUGGGAGGUAUGGCGCUAUUGGAAUUAAUCGGAUCACAGCUACGUUUUAGAUGUGCCGAGUUGUUUGAUGCUUCUCAAUUUUAUGCCUUUUGACCUAAAAAAAUAUAUGCAAUUCUUUUUCGAUACCUUUUUCUUAUAUGGGUAAACUGGUAUGCUAGUCAAAAGGGGUGAAACAAGUCCUGAUGUGUUACAUCAUGAUAGGGUAAGAGUUUAAUUAGGAAUAAGGUUGGGAUGUUGUGGAUGCUUUCCUUAUUUCCUUCUCGAUGAAAUCCUCGUUAAAUAAGAAAGUGGGAAUCAUCAUGUUCCACAAUAAAAUGAGGGAACCUAAAUAGACAAAUGGGGUGGAAAUUGCUGAUAUGGAUCCUUCUCUUGGAAAAUGUAGCUAAUUCAGGAAGUAUUCAUUAUGUCACAUGGCUUGAACAUGGACAUGUUAUUCAUUACAUGGCUGGCCUGCUGACACUCUUGGUGGAAACCCCGACUGUAUCGGAUAGAUACAUUCAUUUUUGAGGUUGCUUGCUUGCUGCCAGAAGCAUGUUUGCAGAAUUGGCAAAAAUUACUGCCACCAGGCUGGGCGAAGCAAGAGAAGGAAAAAACACAAUAUUUCUGGUCAUGGUCUUUUACCUUUGCAAAAGAAAAUCUCUAAAGGGAACAGUGCGUUUUAGUCUCCUUUAGCUGUUGUUUCUUUCAAUAUCUGACUGCAUUGUAGCCGUGAUGUUUAUCUAACAUCAAUAUAGCUGAUGGAAUAUACCCCUUUUCCUUUUUCUGUUUUAAUUUCGUAGGGUUUGGAACCAGUUAUUUCAUACCUUCCACCGGAGGAGAUAAAUUUUGUCAAAGACGCUUUGAAGGUAUACUUCCAAUUAAUAUCUCAUAUGAGGAAAGUAAGUUUGUUAUCCCGGUGUUGGGGAUCUAUACGCUGUGUCACUAACUAGUGUUAGAAUAUGUGUUUCUUUAGCCAAAAUAUGGGUAUUAAUUUGUGCUUGCAUCCGUGUCGAUCACCAUAAUCAGAAAUUUCGUUUCUUGGGUUUUAGCGAUAAAAUAUUCUGGUGUUGUAGAGCUUUCACUUCAUUCUCUGUGUCAUAACUUUAUCAAAUUCCGAAGUGCCAUUUUGGUUAAAGUCUCAGCCUGACAGUCUCAAGUGGAUGUGAAUAUGAUUAUUGGUCAGUGCAGCUCGCCUUUGAUGCUCACAGUGGACAGAAGAGGCGAAGUGGUGAACCUUUCAUCAUUCAUCCAGUUGAAGUAGCAUGUAUUCUUGGGGAACUGGUAUGCAGCGAUUUUACAUGCUCUAUGCCCUUUUAGUUGAAGAUUGUUCUCAUUCGGCUGGUUGCUGUGUUUAAAUGAUGUUGGUUCGUUUCUGGCAGGAGUUGGAUUGGGAAUCGAUUGCUGCAGGCCUGUUACAUGACACUGUUGAAGACACAAAUGUUGUUACAUUUGAUAGAAUUGAAAGGGAGUUUGGUGCCACUGUCCGUCGCAUUGUAGAGGGAGAGACCAAGGUGCUGCAUUUCAUUACUCACAUUUAUGUGAACUUGGUGGAUCUCUUCUUCAAUUAUGCUUUGGUAUCUUUUUAAACAGGUGUCCAAGCUUGGUAAAUUGCAGUGCAAGGAUACCACUAGUUCAGUACAGGAUGUGAAAGCUGACGACCUUCGGCAGAUGUUCCUUGCCAUGACAGAAGAGGUUUGUUCCUGUGCUUAUCUGUUGAAUUUUGCCUCGAUAGAGAUUGACUUCCUUUCCUUUUUCUAGGUUCGUGUGAUAAUUGUUAAAUUAGCUGACAGGCUCCACAACAUGCGUACUCUGUCACACAUGCCUCAACAUAAGCAGGUAUCUGUGCUUCUGUCUAGACUUUCAUAAUUAGCACACAUAAUGGCUUAGUGAUUUUAUUCAUCCGUUUAUAUGCAGUCUGCAAUCGCAUUAGAGACGCUUCAGGUCUUUGCUCCUUUAGCAAAGUUACUUGGAAUGUACCAGAUUAAGGUAUAAUCGGCUGAGCUGUAUCAUUUUUAUUUAAACUGUGUAAGUAUCAACUGUGUCUUUUGGCAUGGCUCGAAUAUUUCAACAAGGCCUUAAAAUGCAAUGCCAGACAUCUGAUUCCUGAAUAAAUUGUCCAUGGUGGAGAAAGAAUAGACAAUUGUAUCCAUGGUGUUCACUAUUUAUUCUUAGAUGUAAAUGCUCGUAAAAAUUUAUUUGCAUUUCUCUGACUGUGCAAUUGUGUAUGAAAAGAAAUCUCUUGAGAACCUAAUUGAUGUUGCCAUCUUUUUUCAAUAAAUAUUGGGUUGUUGAGAUCCAAAAUAAUGAUCAACGGUACAAGGUGUGAUUAGACGAUCCAAAUAAUGAGAUCCAAAGAUUUUAUAUUUUAAGAUCAAAAUAAUCCCCUAGGCAGAGCUUUUCAACCUGUUAUCAUACCCAAAUUUGUCACAUCACAUAGUGACCAAGAUCCCCAUCAUGGUAAUUAUCUAGAGAGGGGCUUGCCAAGAUACCACUGGAACUGUUGGCAGCAUGUGAAUGUUUGGUUUGGGUUGAUGUGAUUAUUUGAGGUAUACUUCUCUACAUUAUCCACUGUGAUCAAGGCAUUUCAGGAAUUAAAAAGCAUCAUAUGCUUCCAGCCAGGGUGUUCAAAAACUUAUCAGCCAAGGUUGAUCACGUUUUUCAUUUUUAUUCGGUCAUGAUUCCAAUAUUUUGACUCUUUUUUUUCUCUUUGCAUCUCUUCUACCAUGACCUAUUCUGUGUCAUUUGUCCUCCACUUUCUCAGGAGAAAAGGAUUUUCACUAUAAUUUGUGCACUUGGGUAUUACUCUCUGUGUAAAAUUUAUACUGUCAUUAUUCUCACCUCUAAAUUUUUUCCCUAGUGUAAUGGUUGAAUGUUUUUUGGUCCUAUUCAUAUUUUUUUCGCAGUUUUAUGUGAAUAUUAGAAACUUACGUUUUCUAUUUACUUUUAACUUUUAACAGUCCGAACUAGAAAAUCUGUCAUUCAUGUACACCAAUGUUCAUGAUUAUACCAAGAUCAAGAAAAGAGUUGAGGAACUGUACAAAGAGCAUGAAAAAGAACUCGACGAGGUAAUUUGCUGUCGUUUUCUUCCACUAAAUUUAGCAUGUGCAAAUAUCACUAGACCGUAUGCUUUUGUGCUGGUCACUGUCAAGUCUCCAGAUAAUUGUCUGGAUGUUUUUCAAGACGAAUACAUUUUUUCUCAUGACUUGUUUGCCUCCAUAGGCGAAGAGAGUUCUAACGGAAAAGAUGAAGGAAGACCAGCUCCUGGAUCUCAUGACAGUGACAACAGAGAUACGUUCUGUCUGUAAGGAACCGUACAGGUUAAGGCACUUUCCUUUUAGUUUCUUUAUCUCCAAUCCCAGCUUCUUUUAGAAUUAUUGUUCCUGCUAGGUGACGUAUGAUUAUGAUCAAUCAGCAUGAGCAAGCUAUACAUAAACAUUUUAGGUCAUAUCCUGCUUCCAAUUUAUGUGGGAAGCACUCAGAUUUACCACUUUUAAUCCAAAAGUGCUCGAACAGAAGUUAAAAUGGGAAUAAAUAAAUGGAAAAUGGAUUAAAUGAGUAAAUAGGGCCGUGCUAUCAUCAGGAAGAAAUAUUUGGUUGCUUUGCCGAAUUAUUUAUUUUUUGGGCUAAUGGCUGUCCUUUCAUCUGUGGUAAUGUGGCUUGCCAUCAGGUUGACAAUCAUCUUGUCACCUGUGCAUGAGAGGUGAUCAGUUUUUACAUUUGGAAAUGGAGGGGGCCAUGGAAUGAUUUUGUGUCUUUAGGGCAUAGUUGCUAUUGUUAAUAUCCUCAUCUUUAUACCACUUUCUUUUCUAUCUUGAUGCAUCUUUUGCAAUGCAUUAUGAUGACAGUGUUGACUUUUGUUCUUCUUUCCGCUGUCAUGCAGAAAAUAUUGUCAGGAUUAGUUAUCUAUUGAUUUCCCUGCAUUGGUUCUUACACUCUCCUCGGAAUUGUGUAUCAAUCUAUUAAUGAUCUCACAGUGGCUGUUUCUGUUUUCAGUGUGUAUAAAGCCAUGCUAAAAUGCAAAGGGUCAAUAAAUGAGAUCAACCAUAUUGCCCAGGUUGGUCUUGUAGUUCCUUUGUGAUAUAUGGCAUUCAACUAUUCCGUUGGUUUUUGACUUGUGUUACUGAUACCCUUUUAUUUUCCAGCUCCGGAUUAUCAUAAGACCAAAAACACGGAUUGGAGUUGGGCCCUUGUGUAAUGCUAAGCAGGUGAUGCCAUUUCCUUAUUAACACCAAGGCACUUAACCACCCCACACCUUCCCCUUCCCCGGGCUUUUAUGGACUGAUUUCUAACGUGGAUGGGCAGAUAUGUUACCAUGUUCUUGGUCUGAUUCAUGGGAUUUGGAGCCCCGUUCCAAGAUCUGUAAGUUCUUUCGACAUUCUGAUAUUGUGAUGGAAGGAUUAUGUUUAAUAUGCGUCUCAAGCAAUGCCUCUCAUUGCAACAGAUAAAAGACUACAUUGCCACGCCAAAACCCAAUGGCUAUCAAAGUCUGCACACAAAUGUGAUUCCGUUUCUGUAUGAGAGUAUGUUCAGGCUAGAAGUACAGGUACGCCUAUCGUUGAAUAACUGGAUAGAAGUACAGUUAUCGCUUCUCUCCAUUGUUGCCCUGCACUCUAGUCUUCGUCUUUAAAAUAUUUCGUUCAUUGGUGUUUUGUUAGAUACGAACAGAAGAGAUGGAUCUGAUAGCUGAAAGAGGUAUUGCCGCUCACUAUUCUGGGAAAGGCGUUCCUGGUCCAGAGAGUAAUGGCAUGCCUGGUGGAAGAAGCUCAAGAGGGAAAACAGUCUGUCUCAAAAAUUCAGACAUCGUUUUGAGGGUAUUGCAUCAACUUUGUUUAUUAAUUGUCCUCUCUCUCUCUCUCUCUCUCUCUCUCUCUCUCUCUCUCUCUCUCUCUCUCUCUCUCUCUCACACACACAUACACACACACACACAUACACUCGUUUUGUGGAAGAGUAUAUAUAUAUAUAUAUAUAUACUGUUUACUUCAUUUUUGACACUUGGAAAGAGGGUUGGUGCAAAUUAAAAUAUUCCAAUUCCAGGUUGGUUGGCUCAAUGCGAUAAGAGAGUGGCAGGAGGAAUUUGUGGGCAAUAUGAGUUCCCGGGAAUUUGUGGAUACUAUAAUGCGGGACCUGUUGGGGACUCGCGUCUUUGUCUUCACUCCAAAGGGAGAGGUAGGGGAUAGAAUGGAUAUGCAUACAGCACACCCACAUGUUACUCCAAGAUCUCACUCAUCUUGUUUCUCACGCAGAUAAAAAAUCUACCCAAGGGAGCCACAGUGAUCGACUUUGCUUACCUGAUACACACCGAGAUUGGCAACAAGAUGGUGGCUGCAAAGGUUUCCUGCUGUCCUUUUCAAUGCUGAUGACCAGAUUUCAAAGGCUAUCAAAGGUUUGACUCUGAUUCUCUUUUACAGGUCAAUGGCAGUCUCGUCUCUCCUAUGCAUGUCCUCGCCAACGCCGAAGUUGUGGAAAUAAUUACCUAUGAGGUCAGUGUAAUCUCUCCUAUCUCUGGUUUCUGUUCCUCAUGAAGUUCUAUGAAAACGGAGUGGGGAGGACUGUUUUCUCUCCUCUUCUUCCUUAAUUGGACUUAUGCUACAUUUAAUUCAUGAAAGAAAUAUAUCCGGGCACACAUUUCCAACUCCAAAUCCCAUCUAUUUCAGGCGUUGUCCAGCAAAUCUGCCUUCCAAAGACAUCAGCAAUGGCUGAGACAUGCAAAAACACGGAGUGCACGGCACAAGAUCAUGAAGGUAAUUUUUAUUUUAAAGCAAAAUUAUGGUUAAGAAGUUUUCUCAGCGUCCCUUCCUCCCAGUAAUAAAUUUCUUUUUGGGCCAGUUUUUGAGAGAGCAAGCUGCGAACUCUGCCAUGGAAAUAACAGCGGAUGCCGUCAAGAGCUUCGUUUCGGAUGUCGAGGACAACAACGACAGUGAUGUGCUGCUUCCCGAGUUCUUCCGCGAGGCUGAAGAGAAGUUCAUGUGGAAGAAGCUUGCCAUGAACUUCGGGCAGAUUUCCUCUGCGAGGAGAGGGGAUGACGAGGACCACGUUCCUGAUGGAAAUGUGGGCAUGACCCCAAGGAUCAAUGGGAAGCACAGCAAAGGUCUGCAGCCCACGAGCCUUAGAAUCAAUGGGAGGGCGACUCUGCAGGGCAGCAGCAUCACGGGGAUGAUGCAUGCGAAUAUUCCCAUGUACAAGGAGGCUCUCCCAGGCCUAGAGAGCUGGAAGGCGAGCAAGGUGGCAUCGUGGCACAGCUUGGAAUCGCAUCCGAUCCAAUGGUUUUGUGUGGUCUGCAUUGACCGCCGAGGUUGGUUGUCUCAUCUGAAGCUCUUCUUUGCCAGGUGGUAGCCCUCCACCAAUAUUGUAAUCUUCAGGGAAAGAAGACACCUCGUUUGAUUUCAUUGCGUUAUUUUCUCUUGAAUCAUUUUUAUUAGAAUUUUCAUCCUAUUCUUGGUGAAACUAGGUUGGUUGGCACUGUUUUUCCUAUAUUGCAAUCUUUAGUGAUCUCUUGAAUAUUUGCAGGCCAAAGAGUAAACAGUCCAUUUCAUUGUAUUUGAUUAUAUUUCUAGACCCAUAGUUUUCUUGAAUUUCUUCUGCCCUGUGCUCAUUUUUUUCUGAUGUUUCAAUCCGAGUUAUAAGAGAACUGAGCUAAGUAUUAGCAUUGUUUUCCUGAUCAGUAUCAAAUCGUAAGUCAUCUUUGAAAUAUACGUAAACAAGAAAAGAAAACCCACCUCCGCAAAGUCAUCUCAUUGUAGAUUUCUCCCCUCAUUUGUUGUUUUCUUCUUCUUCCUCUAGAAUCAAAUUUUUCUUGGAUUUCAGAUCGUCAUGUGCUCAUGUUUUUCUAAUGUUUGGACCUCUGUUCCAGUCAGACAAAGCUAAUCGGCAUUCCUUCCAUUGGCAGGAAUGAUGGCAGAAGUUACGUCUGCUCUGACGGCUGCCAGCAUUACUAUCUGUUCUUGUGUGGUGAGUGGCGCUGAUAUCAUGACCCAGCCCUGAAUCAGUUUGAAGAGAUGCCGAAUGCUAGAGCUAUAGGGCCAUCCACCUCAGAACCAAUUAGCAAAAAAAAAAGAAAUAAUCGCCAUCUUAUUUUCACAAAUAUGAGCCUAUGAAAGCCGAUCACUUAGCCUUGUAGUUCAUUUAUUGGACCAUCCAACUGAGAACCAAUCACUCAUGCCUGCCUUUGUUAUCGUGAGUUUUCUUGAAAGAAAUCAAGACAGUAUUUCACUCGACUGCAAUUUUUUUGGAUGAGCAGGCGGAGAUCGACCGGAGAAAGGGCAUGGGCGUUAUGUUGUUUCACAUCGAGGGAACAGUAGAGGAUCUGGUAAUCAUCAUCACCCCCUGGGGUUCUCCAUUCAUCAUUCCAUGCUUCUUUGCUCAAAGAGGGUAUUUUUUAUUUUCUGUGUAUUUAUUUUUUUAUAUAUUCUCUUAAAUUUUGCAGGUAGAUGCUUGUUCCGGCGUGGAUUUGAUCCUGGGUGUUCUUAGCUGGUCUGCGGGCUGCAGCUGGGCCAGCCCUUCAGAGAACGGGCACUUCCUUGAGUGCUAG